This is a messenger RNA of Amphimedon queenslandica, 1186 nucleotides long. RefSeq names its product stomatin-like protein 2, mitochondrial. Gene Ontology annotation, cellular component: mitochondrion; membrane. NCBI's taxonomy places the organism in Eukaryota, Metazoa, Porifera, Demospongiae, Haplosclerida, Niphatidae. The coding region runs from base 26 to 1051 and encodes 341 amino acids. Gene Ontology annotation, biological process: mitochondrion organization. The transcript is spliced from 11 exons. The record is from RefSeq and is a predicted model, not a curated record.
AUGUAAUAAAAACACGUUUAGUAUAAUGGCGAGUGUCCUUCAUCGUUCUUUCUUGCUCUUUCCUCGACAGCAACAAAGGCUGAUAAAACAAUUUCCUCCUGGAGUGAUGUGUCUGUCUACUACAAGACCAUUAGAUGCUAGAAGAACUAAUACAUGCAUUAACUUUGUGCCACAGCAGGAGGCUUGGAUCGUUGAGAGAUUUGGAAAAUAUUUGAGGACUCUAGAACCAGGGCUGAAUAUACUAAUACCGAUUGUUGAUACUAUAAAAUAUGUCCAGAGUCUAAAGGAGACUGCUGUUGAUAUUCCAUCACAAUCAGCUAUCACUGAAGAUAACGUGACACUGCAUUUGGAUGGUGUCCUAUACUAUCGUGUUAUCGAUCCAUUCAAGACAUCAUAUGGAGUUGAAGAUGCUGAAUUUGCUGUAAUACAGUUAGCACAAACAACAAUGAGAUCUGAAUUAGGAAAAAUAAAACUUGACUCUGUAUUUCAGGAAAGAACUAACUUGAACUUCAGUAUUGUAGAUGCUAUCAAUCAUGCUGCUGAUGCUUGGGGUAUUCGCUGCAUGAGAUAUGAAAUUAAAGACAUACAAUUACCUACUAAAGUCAGAGAUGCUAUGCAAAUGCAGGUUGAAGCCGAGAGACAUGGCAAUAAAGCAGCUUCACUCUCUGUAGCUGAGCAGUAUGUCCAAGCAUUUGGUAAUUUAGCCAAGGCUUCAAAUACAGUACUACUCCCUGAGAAAACUGGAGACAUAAGCUCAAUGGUUGGACAGGCAAUGGCAAUUUAUGGUCAAAUGACCAAAACAGAUCCUGCUCCUUCUAGUGAUGAUCCUUCACCACCUCCUAAUGACAAACUCUCAGAUUUUGAGAACAUGCUUGAUAAACUGAAUAAAAGCAUUGAUGACACCCUGACCCAGAGGUUUGAGUCUAGCACUGGAGGAGAGACUGUUGCUCAGUAUGAAGAGAAGAAGAAACAGGAGGACACUGAGGAACCACACUUUACUCUAGCGACUUCUGGAACCAGGAACAAUCCAAGAAAGACUGAUGAUUACUAAUAAUAACCAACCAAUCUAUAUUGUUUGUUGUUGCAUUUAAUGUUAUUUCAUUUAUUGCAGCAUAGAGAUACUGCAAUUGCAGCUUGCCAUGUUGUGCAUUCUUCAUGAUAUUCCUACAAUAAGAUCCUAUAGAAA